This is a messenger RNA of Pocillopora meandrina, 7268 nucleotides long. Lineage: Eukaryota; Metazoa; Cnidaria; Anthozoa; Scleractinia; Pocilloporidae. The record is from the annotation of a GenBank genome assembly.
UUUCAACAUGGCGAAUUUCGAUAUUGAUGAAUCGCUUCCGACUAGAGACUCCCACUUGCACGAAGUUAUGACUUCUCAAGGAGAAAUUAAUUUAAUAAAGGCUUUUGGGGCUGGAGAUGUUCACGGCUCUGAAGAUAGCAAGGAAUUUGUGGCUGAGAACAACGAUGGAGAGCAAAAACCGGCUGUUCACAGAACUUUGGAAAAUGGGUCAAACACUUCAGAUUCAACGGAUAGAACUGAGGUGAGCGAAAAGAGCAGUGAGAAUAUUAAUGAAUUAAGAACGAUACAUCAAAGCGCUUCAGAAACACCGAAUCUCGAUUCAUUGGAACCUGGAGAACAGGAAAAAGUGCUUGAUAAUAAUGUUGAAAAGAAAGAGAACUCUCCAAACGACACAAGUCAAGCAGAAGCUGAGGUUUCACUAUCCCCAGCUGAAACUAACAGCAGUUCCAAGAGUAUUCAGGAAACUUCAACUGCUGAUCAUGAAAGUGGCAGUCACAGGUCUCCAAAUAGGGAGAGUAAGGCUGAGUAUAGGAAGAUCAAAAGUGAAGUGACAGGAGAAGCAGAAACGUCCGAAAGCGAAGGAGAAGAAAAGGAUAUAAAGACUAAUGAUCAAACGGAAGAUACUUGGAUGGAUAUACUAGGCAAUGGGCUGCUUAAGAAAAGGGUAAUAAAAACAUGUUAUUUUAAGUUUCUUCAUAACGGGCAGGAAUUGGUGAAACGCGGGUAUACGCAACAUAUGACCGCAUAUUUUGCAGGUGCAAGUGAUCGGCAAUACCAGUACCAUUUGUAAAUGUUAUUCACCUGUGUUCUGGAUGGGAACUGUCCGAGUUAAAUAUGUGUGAUUACCCUACCUGGAUUUCCCAGACUCCCAAGAUCUGAUUGCUAACUCUCCCAUCUUGCUGUUACACAUUUCCUUGUAAUUUAGUCACAAGAAUUUGAUGUUUUAUUACACCCAUUUUGAAAUCACUGGUUGCAAAUUAUUCAUAAUCGCACCAUUUUUUGCUUUAAAUCACAUCUUCUUCUCAGCCAAUGAGGAAGCUAUACUAAAAACAAAACAACCAAGCAAAGUUUUAAGCCGGGUCAGCUCAUAAUUUUCGAUUUCCUUGGCAAUUCCUUUCUCUAAACAACACUUUUUCCAAACCAACAACCAAAAAGGCAGUGCUUGUAGCAGUGUUUUUGUUGUUAGAGCUGUUUUUCAGCUGCAGUGAUGAAAGAAAACCUACUCAAAAUACUGGCUAUUGUUUCACUCGCAAUUUUUCAAAUUUUUGUUGCAACAUCCAAGGCUCGCAUUUGAUUGGCUAUCUGUGGGUUUCUUUGAUUAUUGACCAAUUAGAAUGUCUGGUUUGUUACUUCUUUUGCACUGAAUUAACUCUCUUCUGCACUGAAUUUCCUGAAAACUGCAUUUAUCUUAACCAAUCAGAACUAAGUAAUUUUUUCAUGUAUAUUAUUACAGCCCAAAUUGCACUCCACUCGGUUCAACUACCAUUAUAUAUCAUAAUAUCAACCUCUAAUUGAUAAGUUCAUGUAAUCUUGUUACCUGUUUGUUGGAUAGUAUAUAGAUAUUGUAGGGAGAAGUUACAUGUAAAUCACUUCUGGGAGUUAAAGGGUUAAGGCAUCCCAACAUCUUUAAAGGUUGCCUAACAUUCCCAAAGAUGCCCUAGUGAAUUCCAAGUUUGCCAAAUGCUUAGUUUUAGUCAUGGUUAACAUGCAAAGUAAGGUAUCAUGAGAUCAUGCAGAAGUCAAGAUCUUUAGCUAUGGAUGUGGAAGUCCUAGUGAAAUUUAAUGUUGUUUACAGAACUGAUGGUAUUAGGAAUAUAAACUUGACUCAAUUAUUCAUUCUCGUUUCCACUGAGUGAAAAAUCCUGAACUGCAAUUCAGGGGAGUAAAAUUGUCUGAAAUACUUAUGACUAACAUUUUCAAUCCAAGGCCAUGUAACACACUUAUAAUGCAUGCAAGUUUGCUGGUAUAAAGCCAUGUCCCAGCUAGUAAUAAACCUAUGUAAAUUCUUCUUCUUCUCAAUAGUAGUCUUGUCAGUAUAUAGCUUGGGUAAGGCUUUUUUGAGUUAGAGAUCUCUGUUUGGUUUGACUUGUUUCUUGGUUAACCUGAAAUUUUUACACCAAUUAACCAAGCCUAAUCAUACCUUCAGGAGAUGUCAGAAUGCCCAGUUGCUAGGGCUGACUUGGUUUUGCCAAGAUCUUGGCACUUUUGUUUUAAAAAAGAAAAUCAAUUUUGUGAUUAUAUAACAACAGACAAUGACAUUACUGGGAUCCUGGCUAACUAGGAUUGGCUCAGUUGUCAUUUAAUCAUAAAGUUGGGUUUUAUUGUGCUAUAAAAAAGUGCCAAGAUUUGGGCCAGCUGGGCUCAUGUAAUCAGGCCCUAAGUGACAAAAAUGUUGAAGGGAUGGGUGUGUUCUGUAUGAUGUGUUCUUAUCCUUGUCUUGAUACUUUAUCUUCUACUUUUUCUUGAGUAGGUGUUGCGUGAAGGGAAGGGUCAGGAUACACGACCAGACAAAGGGCAACGAGUUAUGAUACAGUCAGCUGGACGUACAGAGGAUGGGACAGCUGUUGACUGGAAUAGCAAUUUGGAAUUCAUUCUUGGAGAAGGAGAUGUUAUCCAAGGUAUUUGAAUUGGGAGGAGAAGGAUGCUUCCCUUCUGAUUUAAGCUCAGAAAAUUACUUUGGUCUCAGUCUGAGAGGAUUACAUUUAAAUGAGGCACUGGUUUUCUAUGAUUUUAUGCAUCUUUCAAGAGAUGACCACUAUAAAUAACUUUAAAUGAUGUUUGUGAAAAAUCAGCACUUGCAGGAAAAAUCCACUUUCUUUAACACUGCUUUAUGUGCAAAAAAUUAUGCGACAAAUUCAAAGACUGCUGCAAUAUGUAGAUUUAAAAUGUUUAGGUAUAACCCAUUGAAGCUCUUCAUUGAAAAAUAAUGUGCAAAAACAUUAUUUGAUAUAGACUCUAAAAAUAAACCCUUUUCAGCCUUUGACAUAGGAAUAUCCCUGAUGGAGUUGGAUGAGGUGUGUGAACUUGUUACAGAUGCAAGAUAUGCUUAUGGAAAAGCAGGAAAGUAUGUUUGUCUACAGAUUACUUUAAUAUUGCUUUGUUUAGGAAAAAAUGUCUUAAUUACUGAGUUCACUCAGAGGUUUUUGCUGACACUUCAAGUCAAAGACACAGCAAAGCAUAUCACUUUUACAAAAUUAGACUGACAAGAUUAGCUGAAAGUUUGGCUUUUAACCCAUUUUGCUCUUUUUUUCUGUUUGGCAUAGUUUGUAAUGAUCAUACUGAGUUCUUGAAAUAGACCUGCUGCAAGUUUGUUUCAUUGGGUUUAUUUUGUGGCUGAAGAAUGAAGGACAUUAUCAGGAUAACCAGGGGCAAACUCUAGGGAGUCAUUCAGUAUUAGAUGGCCUUGAGAAUUAUGUCAUUUUAUCAUCCUUCUCUCUUCCUUUUCAGGCCUGAUGCAAAACCUCCUAUCCCUCCUGAUGCUAAAAUUACAUAUGAAAUACAACUGUUGUCAGUCCGAGAUGGUCCUAAUAUUAAUAACAUGAGUGAUGAAGAGAGAAUCUCUAUUGGGUAUGGAAUUCAAAUUUGUGAUCUUGAACAUGCUUUUCAACAUUUUUUAGAACAUUUCUUCCUCAAACUGUUCUCUUAGAUAUUUGCAAUUUAGAUGGGUAUAUGCCUAAAUGAUUCAAUCUUUGUGCUUUUUUAAAUUUUUUCUUCAUGUAAACAAAUGUUGUUUCUCUUUAACACUUUUUUGAAUAUGUAGGGUGAGAUUAUUUUUUCUAGGUGCUAAACCUGUUGAACUUAGCAAAGUUACAGCCACUUAUACUGUUCCUUUUUUUUCCAAGGGAGAAAAAGAGAGAAAUGGGAAAUGAUUUGUACACUGGAGGUGACUAUGCUGGGGCAAUCAACAGUUAUCAAAGGUAUAUAAAUUUUAGAUAUUGAUCUUUAGAGGUAUUUCUUACCAAUUUAAGAGACCGCUUUUUUUACAGUGAUAAAUAUAUUCAUGCAAUUUCUUUGUUCUAAAUAACAGAUUUUCUUUUUUCCUUAUGAUUUAAGAGCCAUAAAAUAUUUAGGAUCAUCUACAUCUGAGGUUUGUAUUUUUUCAUUCAAUAUUUGUUUAUGUGGAUACCACUUAGAGCAGUUCAUAGGGUUAUGACAAUUUGCAAUUACUUGGACUUCUCCUGCGAUAUUUAGCUGGGAAAAGAAGAAUGGUAUAAGUGAUCCUGAUCUGUAAAGGGGUGUAAAAGAAAACUUUCUACAAGUAAUCAAAAAAAGAAGAAGAAGAUGGAGAAGAGGAAAGAAAAGAGGAAGUGGGAGAAGAAGUCACUUGUCAUUUCCACCUCUAUCUGGUUUUGAUUCCAGUUUGUUUGCCUUCACCUUGUGGUAUUCUUGGGAAAGAGAGGCUAAGUUCAAAGUGCUUCUUUCCACCCUGACAUUCAAUUGGGUGAUAGCAAAUUGUUACUGAAGCCCAGUGUAAUAUUUUAAAGAGGCUAUGAGUUGGAGCACAUUUGAUAGAGUAAUAUCUCAUCUGAAAGGAGAGAUUAUUCUCCUGCUGAUCAUGUCAUGUUAUGGUGGGCCGCAUACGUUAGUAUCUGCUAAAACAGUGGGUAGUAUUAAAGGCACACUCUGUUUUCUUACUCAAACUCUGAGUGUCCUUUGAUAUUCACCUACAAGCAACAAAAAUAUUGUAACCAGUGUGGGUGGCUACUGGUGGAUAUUUACCUCAUGGCUUCAGGACUCUGUAAAUAUCCACCACCAGGCACCUCCUCUCUAGUGAUUAGUCAUUAAAUAGAACGGUUGGUUUUUGUGUGCCAUGGUUGGACUUAAUUACCCAGCAGUUGCAUUUGUUUUAUUUUGAAAUGUUGUUGCACAUUUAUAAACAAAUCCAACUUAUGUCAUAUUUUACAGGAAGUACAAAACUUGAGAAUGAAAUGUUGGAAUAACAUGGCUGCUGCCCAGCUUAAGGUAACUAGUUCCUCAUUGAAAGGACUAAUCACCUGACGUCUAAACUAUGCUACCUUUGAAUUUAUACACACAUCAUAUUAUGACAAUGAUCAUUAUUUUCUAGAUAAAGGCGUACUCUGCGGCAGAGAAAUCUUGUUCUCAGGUAUUACAAGUUGAUCCUGACAAUGUAAAGGCUCUCUUCAGGAAAGGGAAGGUAUGCUCUCCAACUAAUUUCCCAGCUGUGCAGUAGCCUCCUUGUAUCUACAACAAUGUGAUGAUAUUGAUAGACAUGUAUUAAUCCCAACAGGUUUUAGCAGCCAGUGGAGAUACAGGCCAAGCCAUAGGGUUUAUUAAGAAAGCAGAUCAGCUGGAUCCAAGUAAUUCAGUAAGUUUCCCAGUUUGUAUAAAAAAAGAUUUGGGGAAAAUCUGUUAUCGCCCACCAAACGUAACUUAGGGCCGAACGCGUUCCCCUUUAUGUACGCCAGUCCUUCACGAUGGUACCAAAAGACUCUUACUGGACUUUCUUAUAUGUGAACAAUUUUUACGUAUUAGUGUUGCCUUUCUAUCUAUCUAUCUAUCUAUCUAUCUAUCUUUCAGUGUGUUGUGCUUUUUAAAAAGAAACUUGCUCCGACAUUCUCUUUCUCUAAGCUGGGAUGUGACAAAAUUGCGGUCUGACUACAGGCCAAAAACAAGGGAAAGGGACCGGGGGUGUGCCCUCACUCCAUUAUACAGACUCACUGAACCGUAUCACCAUAAAUUUACACUGAAUUUCUCCAAACCCUGUGCCUUUUAAGAGUCAUUUUGGUGGUUCGGUGGUUCUUAGGAGUCCAAUGGUUACUUUUCAGACAAUAAGAAAAGAACUCAAUCGACUGCGACAACUACUGGCUUCGGAAAAAGAAAGCGAAAGAACAAUGUAUCGACGAAUGGUAGGAGACCUAACCAGAAGAGGAAGUAAGAAAAAUAACCGAUCGGUACGUAUUGUAUUCUGUGAUCCCUUACUGCACUACAUUAUUGUAUUAGAAUAUCCAAUUUUCUACUGAAGUUCCUAACGAGCCACUUUCAGGAGAAGAUUGUAUUCAGUAAGGUUAAGCUGUGUUGAUACACGAACGAAAUAUAUAUAACAUACUAGUAUCUUUUAUCAUAUUUGGUUCUAUCCUGGUGACGAAAUAAAGGACGGUCGACAGAUUCAUUAGACCCCCCUCCCAAGCCCCCUUCUAACGAACCCUUGUUAUAGGUCAUGUGAGCUCUUGCUGCGUUCCCUGUAGACACCCUGAAAAAACUGAGAAACGCAGUGAGACUUAAUUUGUCAAAAAAACAAAACAAAAAAAAAACAAAUAGAAGAAGAAUGAGGAAAGAAAACUACUCGUGCCACAUGAUGUCUGUUUACUAGUCCCUUAUGGACAAUUGAAGUCGAGCGAUCUUGUAGUUUGAGAACUGUUGCCUGUUUUGUUUUUCAGUUUCUCGGAUGGCCGCUCGUGUUCGGAGCUACGGUUGUUGCUCUUGGAGGAAUUCUUAUGGCUAUUUACCUAACCAAGCAUUGAGGGAUUGCGUUACAAGUCUUCAAAUAUUAUGUUUUAAGUUUAAUUGUUGUCAGUUGAGUCACAUGGGGUAGUAAGUAGUCGGCCGUGUUUUGAGUCCCGCUGCUUUUACACCGUCAGUAGAUUUGGAGGCGCCAUAUGUUUGUCAAUCCCCUUGUGACGUGUCACCAUGUUAUGUAACGUAAGAUACAGCUAUGGAUGAAAUUAGUUAUCCCCAGAUUCUGCGUACGACUUAAAGGUGUGAUGUCAUCAGAGUCCAGGUUAUUUCCGAAAGAGAAAACUCCGCUUAAAUUGACUAAAACCCUAAAAUUAAGAAUCGCAAAGAAAAAUGAACAUCGCCGAGUGGAAAGUACACCAAAAAGGAACAAGAGCGAGGGAGUUUUGAAAAGAUAAGCACGGAUUGGAACUAAUGAUUUUUUAAAGAUACGUAAGACUUGACUUAGCUCCUUGAAUUACUUUGUACGCUUCCCCAGAAACCUGCAGUUAUGUUGUAGUUUUGAGAAGAUUAAUCCUUUAACUCCUAAGAUCUGAAUGUUAACUCUCUCUCGUAGCUGCUACACAUUUCCUUGUAAAUUAGUUAUUAGAACUACUACCUGAUUAGAUUAAGUAUUCUCAUUACCUAUUGUUGGGUAAUGCUUGAAUAAUGUAGGGAGACGUUACUUGUUGAUCACUUUUGGGAGUUAAAGAGUUAAUGCAAAAGUCGUGGACUCCAUGAUUGUGGCUGAUAAAUUGAUGUCACUAUUGAACAAGGCAGAUUAUGAAUGCGUGUCUCCCUGUGAGCGUGUGACU